This is a messenger RNA of Daphnia carinata, 1154 nucleotides long. RefSeq lists its product as uncharacterized. The record is from RefSeq and is a predicted model, not a curated record. The transcript has 3 exons. The coding region runs from base 29 to 1129 and encodes 366 amino acids. Gene Ontology annotation, cellular component: extracellular matrix. NCBI's taxonomy places the organism in Eukaryota, Metazoa, Arthropoda, Branchiopoda, Diplostraca, Daphniidae.
GUCUCAAUCGCUCAAUCAACUUCUCAACAUGCAGUUCGUCGUACUCGCCGCUUUCAUCGCUGUAGCCGCAGCCAAUUCCGAAUACCUUGGCCAAACUUCUUCAAAUUCAAAUUCCGCUUCCAAUGUUCGUUCUUAUUCACCUUCAACAUACGUGGUCAAAGAAUACCCCGCCCAGCCUUACUCUUUCAACUGGGCCGUCUACGAUGGUUACGGCAACGACUACUCUCACUACGAGAGCAGCGAUAGCCAGGUAACCACCGGCACCUACCGUGUCCUCUUGCCCGAUGGUCGCGUUCAGAUCGUAACGUACAAAGCUGACAGCUACGGAUACACUGCUGAUGUCAAGUACGAAGGUGAAGCCAAGUUCCCCGCUCCAUCCGCCUACCCCGGCCAGGCUUACUCCAGACCAGUUAUUACCGCUCCUGCUACUGUUGUUCUCAACUCUGGAUCUGUUUCCGCUCCAGGUGCUAACUCCCGCACUUAUUCCGCACCGGUCUUGACUUCUUCUGCUGGCCGCACUUCGGAAGCCGAUUCUCGUACUUAUUCCGCACCAGUUUUCCCUUCACCUGCUGUUACCGCUCCUGGUGCCACUGUUUCUGGUGACACCUCACGCAUUUACUCUGGCCAAGUUUUCAAGUCUUCGGUUGUCACAGCACCUGUAUUCACUUCCGAUCCGCGCACAGCUCCUGCUGCAUCAUCUCGCACUUACUCCGCACCAGUCAUCACCUCUUCUGCUGGCCGCACAUCGGAAGCCAACUCUCGUACUUAUUCCGGCCCUGUUCUCACCUCUUCAUCUGUCACGGCUCCAGGCGCCUCCUCCCGCACUUAUUCCUCUCCCAUUUUAACAUCCCCGACGUCCUCAUCUUCUGUAUCCACCUCAUCUUCGAUCGCUGCACCUGCUGCAGCUUCUCGUACUUACUCCGCACCAGUUUUUACUUCUCCCGUAAUCAUUUCCGGUGAUGUCACGGCUCCUACUGGCACCUCUCGCACCUACUCCGCCCCGUCUUCCUCCUCUACCGUUUUUACUUCUCCAGUUAUCACCGCCCCUGCCGGCCCAGCUACAUCAAGCACCGCCUCCAACGCCGGCCAAGUCUACGGGACUUCCGCUAACGUUGCCCGUGACUACUAAGUCCAGUAUAUUCUGAAAUACUGAU